GUUUGCAAUGGUGUUGAACAAGCAAAGAUCCUUACCUAGUCCAUUAGCUGUAUCUAUUCCUGCAACUAAGAUAUGGACUUUCGAUGUUUUCUUGAGUUGUGACCAUGAAAACAUCUUCUCAUCCCACUUAUACCACAAGUUACAGUCUCGACGUAUCUUUACUUUCUUUGGAAGAAACACAACUAGUCCUCUGGAGCUCUUUGGUGCAAUCGAAGAGUCAAGGUUUGCCAUUGUUGUUCUGUCGCAAAACUAUGCUUUUUCGCCUCAGCGCUUGAAUGAACUUUCGAAGAUUCUGGAGUGCAUGAAAGAUAGGAACAGGAUUCUGCCAAUCUUUCAUGAUGUGAAUCUCUCCCAUGUUCAGAAGCAGAAGGAUAGUUUUGGGAAAGCCUUUGACGAGCACUUGAAAAGGUUUCAUGAUGACUUGGCUAAGGUUGAAGCUUGGAGAGAUGCCUUAGCCAAAGUCUGUAAUUUUGCUGGAUGGACCUCCAAUGACAGGAAUGAAGUAGAGGUUAUCGAAGAAAUUACAGAAGCGCUGUGGAAUAAACUACAUUUUAGGCAUAGUCCAGAAGAAAAACUACAUUCUACACACACAUUCUUAGAGUCCACACACUUGGUCUCAUUAAGUGGCAUUAGUUCGACUCAGCAGACCCGUGACCAUGAUGAGCCAAAGAAAAUUACGGAUGUUACUCCAGUAGAAUGGUACUUUCUACUCGCUAACCUUGGCCUGGAGAUUUUUUCAGCUGUCUUUGACCAGGCUGCCUCCCCAGAUAAGCCACACUAUGCACUCUUUGGUAUGCUGUUUUCUGUUGCAGCUAUGUUUGUUUGCAUUUGGGAGCUCAUUCACAAAGGCAUCAAGGAAAAAGUGGUAUUGAAGAAGUUUGGAAAGCUGUGGUGGUAUUUUUACCCACAUCCCCACGAAAGAACGCCUUUUGGUAGUCUCCCUGACAUUUAUGGACUAAUUGGAGGAACUUCUCAGUGCAUAUGCUCCAUUACUCAAUAUGUUUACUUCUCUUGGCAUGCUGACAGUCCCAUAAAACUAUCCCUUUUACCUGCCAUCUUUCUUUUGUGUUUGGCCGGUUCAAGACUAAAUAGGAAUCGAAACCAUUGUCAGACUCUUGGACCUAAAUCCUUAAUCAAAGACUGAUUGUAAGAACAACUGAUGAGUAGAUAUGGAAAUGCAGUUGCUGCUUAUCUAUGUCAUGUGUAUUGAUAUCAGUGUAUAGCUUUUUUUUUUUCAGAAGGGAAUAUCAGUGUAUAGCUUAAUCAGUUUAACAACGAUAUCUAACAAUUAAUUUAGAGAUACCCUCUCAUUAUACAA
Messenger RNA from Argentina anserina (silverweed cinquefoil), 1318 nucleotides. RefSeq lists its product as uncharacterized. The record is from RefSeq and is a predicted model, not a curated record. NCBI's taxonomy places the organism in Eukaryota, Viridiplantae, Streptophyta, Magnoliopsida, Rosales, Rosaceae. Gene Ontology annotation, biological process: signal transduction. The coding region runs from base 8 to 1144 and encodes 378 amino acids. The transcript has 4 exons.